This is a messenger RNA of Oryza sativa Japonica Group (Japanese rice), 2572 nucleotides long. Its product is annotated as vacuolar-sorting receptor 1. Gene Ontology annotation, molecular function: calcium ion binding. The record is from RefSeq and is a predicted model, not a curated record. NCBI's taxonomy places the organism in Eukaryota, Viridiplantae, Streptophyta, Magnoliopsida, Poales, Poaceae.
UGGAGCCAUGGACACGUUGCUCAUGCUGCUUAACUGAAUCUGCUUGCUUUGCCUGCUUCGUUACACAAGAACUCGCGGAAAUCCCGUCCCCUCCCAAAAUCUCACCACCGACUCCAAAUCCAUCCACGAAUCUCUUCCUCACUCCAACUGCCUCCCCCCGCCGUCAAAAUCCAAUCUUUCCUCUCCACUCCGCCGCUUUCGGCACGCCCUUUCAACCCCAAGAUCGAUCCUACCCCCCACCAAUCCGAUCCAAUCCGCAGCUGGGUUCCACGAAUUGCAAAGGUCUAGGCGUGGAUUGGAGCAUGGCGCUCCGAUCCCCCAACUCGAUGCUGUGGUUAGCACUACUGGUGUGGGCCGCGCUGCUGUGCGGUAGCUGCCAUGGGAGGUUCGUGGUGGAGAAGAACAGCCUCAAGGUGACGUCGCCCAGCGACAUGAAGGGCACCUACGAGUGCGCCAUUGGCAACUUCGGCGUGCCCCAGUACGGCGGCACCAUGGUCGGCGUCGUCGCCUACCCCAAGGCCAACAAGAAGGCCUGCAAGAGCUUCGACGAUUUCGACAUCUCCUACAAGGCCAAACCCGGGUCACUCCCCACCUUCCUCCUCGUCGACAGGGGAGAUUGCUUUUUCACAAAGAAGGCAUGGAAUGCACAAAACGCUGGAGCAGCAGCCAUCCUUGUUGCUGAUGACAAGACGGAACCCCUGAUUACAAUGGACACUCCUGAAGAGAGUGGAAAUACAGACUAUUUAGAGAAUAUCACCAUUCCUUCUGCGCUGAUAACCAAGAGCUUUGGGGACAAACUCAAGAAAGCAAUUGAUAAUGGUGACAUGGUUAAUGUGAAUUUGGAUUGGAGGGAGUCCCUGCCUCACCCUGAUGAGCGUGUUGAGUAUGAAUUUUGGACUAACAGUAAUGAUGAAUGUGGCCCUAAAUGUGAUAGCCAGAUUGAGUUUGUCAAGAGCUUCAAAGGAGCAGCACAGGUACUUGAGAAGAAGGGAUACACACAGUUCACUCCUCAUUACAUUACCUGGUAUUGCCCAGAUUCCUUCAUUCUAAGCAAGCAAUGCAAGUCCCAGUGUAUCAACCAUGGGAGAUAUUGUGCACCUGACCCGGAACAGGAUUUCAGCAAAGGGUAUGAUGGGAAAGAUGUGGUAGUCCAGAAUUUACGUCAAGUCUGUGUUUAUAAAGUUGCUAAGGAGCAUGGAAAACCUUGGCUGUGGUGGGACUACGUGACAGAUUUUGCAAUCCGGUGCCCAAUGAAGGAAAAGAAGUACACCAAGGAAUGCGCUGAUGGAGUUAUCAAGUCACUUGGUCUUGAUCACAAAGCCAUAGAUAAGUGCAUUGGUGAUCCAGAUGCUGAUAAAGAAAAUCCUGUGCUGAAAGCUGAACAGGAUGCACAGAUUGGCAAGGGCUCUCGUGGUGAUGUUACCAUCUUACCGACUCUUGUAAUCAACAAUAGACAAUACAGAGGGAAACUUGAUAAAGGAGCGGUUCUUAAGGCAAUUUGUGCUGGUUUUCGAGAAACCACUGAACCAGCUGUUUGCUUGAGUGAAGAUAUACAAACAAAUGAGUGCUUGGAGAACAAUGGUGGCUGUUGGCAAGACAAGGCUGCUAACAUCUCUGCAUGCAAGGACACUUUUCGUGGAAGAGUUUGUGAAUGUCCAGUUGUAAAAGGUGUUAAAUUUGUUGGUGAUGGCUACACUCACUGUGAAGCUUCGGGAUCUGGCCGUUGUGAAAUUAACAAUGGAGGGUGCUGGAAGGAUUCCAGGCAUGGCCGGACAUAUUCUGCCUGCACGAAUGAUGGUUGUAAAUGUCCGGAUGGGUUCAAAGGUGAUGGAGUCCACAAAUGCGAAGAUAUUGAUGAAUGCAAGGAAAGGACUGCAUGCCAGUGCAAGGAAUGCAAAUGCAAGAACACAUGGGGAAGCUAUGAAUGCGGUUGCAGUGGCGGCUUGCUUUAUAUGAAGGAGCAUGAUACAUGCAUAAGCAAAAAUGCAGCAACAGAGGUAGGAUGGAACUUCUUGUGGGUGAUCUUCUUUGGCCUAGUGGUAGCAGGCAUUGCAGGAUACGCAGUAUACAAAUACAGGAUCCGGAGGUACAUGGAUUCAGAGAUCCGCGCCAUCAUGGCCCAGUACAUGCCCCUGGACAACCAAGGAGAUGUUCCCAAUCAUUCUCACCAUAUCGAGCUAUGAAAAGAGGGAGGAAAACAUGCAACUUCCCCCCAUGUUGCUCAAAUGGGAUGAGAAGAGGUGAAAAACUGGAGAUCAUGAGCUGCAAAUGAACACACAGCCUGACGAUAUGUGUGGUAGUAUCACUCUGAGGAUCUUAUGUUUAGCAAAUUUAGCCCAUUGUAAAUUUCUGGAUUAUCCUGUGGCCGCAUAGUUUCAAAUCGUACCUGGCUGCUUUGCUCCCAUAUAGCGCUGGGGAAAUAUGGAGAUUGCAAAAUUAGGCAAGUUUGUGAUCUCGAGGAAGAACACAAGUAUGGCAUUCCCCACCCAAAAAGACCUGUUUGGAAAGCAUGAAUUUUGUAUAGAAUUUUCGUGUGAAUCAGUUUUGCUUGGUUCUUGCGGAAAAAGAAAAA